Molecule: messenger RNA, 4560 nt
Organism: Balaenoptera musculus (blue whale)
Lineage: Eukaryota; Metazoa; Chordata; Mammalia; Artiodactyla; Balaenopteridae
Gene: JPH4
Product: junctophilin 4
Biological process (GO): regulation of synaptic plasticity
Cellular component (GO): endoplasmic reticulum membrane; plasma membrane; junctional membrane complex
Source: RefSeq, a predicted model, not a curated record
UCUCCCCUCCCCUCAGCCUCACCCCACUCCCUGCCAGCAUCCCAGGGUUUCUUUCCACCCUGGGGGUCUCUGUGCCUCUCAUCCUCCUCUCUACUUGCCUCCUCCCUCAUCGCAGGUUGAGCAGGCGCCCCUCCUUUUCUGCCCAGGCAUCCCCGCCCCCCAACGCUAUCACCGCCACUGUCUCUUCUUCCUCGUCUUCUCCUCUCCCCACCCUCUCCUCUCCUCUCUUCUCCCUGCCCCUUUAAAUCUGCCUGGCCCAGCCUCCCCCGUGAUGCUGGGAUGGAGCAAACAUUGAUUUGUGCUGGGAUGGAAUCAGAAUUUUGAUUUUUUUUUUCCUCUCCCAACCAUAAGAAGAAGAAAAUAAUAAAAACACCCCCUCUUGAUAGCCCCCUCUCUCUUCCCAUCCAGCUCCCAGCUCCUCUUCCUGACCUCCAUCCAAGGCAGAUUUUUUUCCCCUACACUAUUCUCAUCUCCCCCUACCCCUGCCACUACCUCGCGCGCCCCCCACUGCCUGCUCCUCUGGCUGGGGAGAGAGGGGACUCUCUCCUGCGGCUCCCCCACCUGGGCUCUCCGGGUUGGAGCAGUCUCUCCGGAAGGGGAGGGGGCUUGUCUUGUCUGGGCGAGGUGGGAGUGGAGGUAUCCUGCCAUGGAUGCUGUGCCUGGGAGGCAGCCUGAGCCCCAGUCCACAUGCCACUCAGGAUGAGGGUCCGGCCCUGCCUGCCCGCGCUGGGCGCCCCCCGCCUGGCCCCGGUCUAACUGCCCCCGCCCCCAGGCCUCACCCGGCUCCCAGGCCCCCAGCCGGCUUCUCCAGCCCCAGGAUGCGCUGACCCACCGGGGGGCUGAGGCCGCGCCAACUACAUGCAUGUCCCCGGGGGCAAGUUCGACUUUGACGACGGGGGCUGCUACGUGGGGGGCUGGGAGGCGGGGCGGGCACAUGGCUACGGCGUGUGCACGGGGCCCGGCGCCCAGGGCGAGUACAGCGGCUGCUGGGCGCAGGGCUUCGAGUCACUGGGCGUCUUCACGGGGCCCGGCGGACACAGCUACCAGGGCCACUGGCAGCAGGGCAAGCGCGAAGGGCUGGGCGUGGAGCGCAAGAGCCGCUGGACGUACCGCGGCGAGUGGCUGGGCGGGCUGAAGGGGCGCAGCGGUGUGUGGGAGAGCGUGUCCGGCCUGCGCUACGCCGGGCUCUGGAAGGACGGCUUCCAGGACGGCUACGGCACCGAGACCUACUCCGACGGAGGCACCUACCAGGGCCAGUGGCAGGCUGGGAAGCGCCACGGCUACGGGGUGCGCCAGAGUGUGCCCUACCAUCAGGCGGCCCUGCUGCGCUCGCCCCGCCGCACCUCCCUGGACUCGGGCCACAGCGACCCCCCGACGCCGCCCCCGCCCCUGCCCCUGCCCGGCGACGAAGGAGGCAGCCCGGCCUCCGGCUCCCGGGGAGGCUUCGUGCUGGCCGGGCCUGGGGAUGCUGACGGCGCGGCCUGCCGAAAGCGCACCCCCGCGGCCGGCGGGUUCUUCCGCCGCUCGCUGCUGCUCAGCGGGCUCCGGGCGGGCGGGCGCCGAAGCUCCUUGGGCAGCAAGAGGGGCUCCCUGCGCAGCGAGGUGAGCAGCGAGGUGGGCAGCACGGGACCCCCGGGCUCCGAGGCCAGCGGGCCCCCGGCCCCGGCGCCGCCCGCCCUCAUCGAGGGCUCGGCCACUGAGGUGUAUGCGGGCGAAUGGCGCGCCGACCGGCGCAGCGGCUACGGCGUGAGCCAGCGUUCCAACGGGCUGCGCUACGAGGGCGAGUGGCUGGGCAACCGGCGGCACGGCUACGGGCGCACCACCCGCCCCGACGGCUCCCGCGAGGAGGGCAAGUACAAGCGCAACCGGCUGGUGCACGGGGGGCGCGUGCGCAGCCUUCUUCCUCUGGCCCUUCGGCGGGGCAAAGUCAAGGAGAAGGUGGACAGGGCCGUCGAGGGCGCCCGUCGAGCCGUGAGCACUGCCCGCCAGCUCCAGGAGAUCGCCGCUGCCAGGGCAGCAGACGCCCUUCUAAAGGCAGUGGCAGCCAGCAGUGUCGCCGAGAAGGCUGUGGAGGCAGCUCGAAUGGCCAAACUGAUAGCCCAGGACCUGCAGCCCAUGUUGGAGGCCCCAGGCCGCAGACCCAGGCAGGACUCGGAAGGUUCUGACACAGAGCCCUUGGAUGAGGACAGCCCUGGGGUAUACGAGAAUGGACUGACCCCCUCAGAGGGCUCCCCUGAACUGCCCAGCAGCCCUGCCUCCUCCCGCCAACCCUGGCGACCCACUGCCUGCCGGAGCCCACUGCCUUCUGGAGGGGACCGAGGUCCCUUCUCCAGCCCCAAAGCUUGGCCUGAGGAGUGGGGGGGCCCGGGUGAGCAGGCAGAAGAACUAGCUGGCUAUGAGGCAGAGGAUGAGGCUGGGCUGCAGGGGCCAGAGCCCAGAGAUGGCUCCCCACUCCUCGGAGGCUGCAGCGACAGUUCCGGAAGUCUUCGAGAGGAGGAAGGGGAGGAUGAAGAGCCCUUGCUCCAGAUGAGGACCCCAGGGCGCUCGGAGCCGGAGCCCACAGCCUUGCCAGUCCUGAGGGGCCUGUCCUCGAGGGGUCCUGAAGCCGGGUGCCUGAUGGAAGAGGCUGAGGAGGCUGCUGCGUCUGAGAGGCCCGCCCAGCCGGGAGCUGCCAACCCAUUGGUGGUGGGAGCCGUGGCCCUUCUGGACCUCAGCCUGGCAUUCCUGUUCUCCCAGCUCCUCACCUGAGGCUCCUGCCUGGCCUAGUUCUGGCUUUGGUUGCUGCCUCUUCACUCCUCUGACCUGCCUUUUUCUCUUUUCUUCCUCCUGGUUGUUUUUUCUCCUAUCUUUCUUUCUCUUCUCCCUUCCCUUUCUUUUCUGUCCCCCUCUGGUUUUCUCUCUUGUUUUUUUCUUUCCCUCUCUCCUUUCAGAUUCAUUCCUUCUGGCUCCGUCUCUGUCUUCCUCACUCCCUUCCCCACCCACCCCUUCUCUCUCUCUCUAGAUUGUUUACAUAUGAAGGGCUUUUCUCGCUCAGAGUCGCUCUCUUCUCUGAGACACACAAUUCUAAGUCAGACCAUUGCCCCACACCCUCCCUGCCUUUUCUUUAGACCUGAACUUGGAUGAGGGUUGGGGUUUGGUGUCCUGAGGAGUCUCCCAGAAGCUGAGCAGAAAGGAAGGAGAAAAUGGAGAAGGGGUAUACUCUAUACGGGAGAAGACUGUAUCCUGGGCGAGGCACUGGCCAUGCUGCUGUGACUCCCUGACCCAAAGGGCCUGGCGUCCCUCUGAGGCCUAGUGAUAAAGCUGGAGGGGGUGCAGCCUCCAUCUCUGACCUUGGAGGAUCCUACCUCACCUCCAAGCACGGAGCUGGGUUCUUGCCGAGCUCCAUCCUUCCCUGAAGGAGAUGAGGGGAAUGAAAAGUAGAAUGGCUCCCCAGCAUCUUCUCCCUCUUUCUUUCCUCAACAGCCAGCCCCCUCAUCCAACCCCCUAGGGUGGCAUGCCAUGUCAAGAGCAACGUGUAAAGGAAAGAAAAUGUCCUAUGCGGCCAAGCCCACCCUCUCCCACCUUUCUCUCUCCCCCCCUAAAAGUUCGUUUGGUUGGUCUGGACUCACGUGUGGCCUUUGAUUAAAUUUCUACGGGACCUGAAGGAGACAUUUCUACUGCAGAGGGUUAGAGGCACCUGAGCAAGGACCCCACUCCCCAACUCGGGCAGUAGUGGCUGGGAAGGCAUUUCUGGAGAACAAACCAGACAAGCUAAUAAGAACUCACAGGGCAGCAGAAGCUGUUUAGUAGUCCCUAUGUGGGUUAUAGCCCUUCCCCCAUCAUAUCAGAAUCUUGUGAAAUGGGAAACCAACAGAAGGAGGGGAUCAAAGGAAGCCAGUCUCUCACACACUUUCCAGGCACAGCAGAGGUGAGAGUCAAAGCCGGGUGAGAGGUGGGUGGAGAGCCCUGUUUGAGGUUGUAGCUGAUCCCUGGUACUAGCUUUUCCCCUGGGGGCAGGAAGCCCUAGGAAGAGGGUACUGUAGGGUCCCCAGAGGAUCUUUCCUCCCUCCCCUGCAUGAGGCAGAGGCAAGCUGCCUGCCAACCCCCUCCCUCAAGGAAUGGCCUUGCCUGGGAAUGCCCACCACACACAAACUCUUCUUUUUUUCUAGUCAAACUCUGUUUACUCCUUGGCCUGCCUCCCUCUUCCUCCCCUCUCAACCUUUACUUCUAAUUUGUAUUUCAUGGAAUUUGGGAUUGAAGUUAAACUACAACAGUGCCACCAACACCAAGUCUUGCAGGAAAAAAAAAAUACAAAGAAAUUUAACAAAAAAAAAAUAUAUUAAUAAAAAAGUUCAAAAAAAGGGGGGGGGAAAUUGUCCUCUCCUUUGGGUGUGAUGGCUUCAAACCAAGCUCGCAGAGGCUCUCCGGGUAAAGGAGCCCUCUUGGGGACCCCCAGGCCUAUUAUUACCGUCUCGCCGGCCCUAAAUAGUUAAGAGUUCUUUCCCCUUAACUCCAAACCAGGAAGGCCUGAGCUAGAGGAUUCAGGACUGCUCUGCUGGUUGGCCCAGGAGGGGCGGGGUC